Messenger RNA from Staurois parvus, 454 nucleotides. The record is from the annotation of a GenBank genome assembly. Lineage: Eukaryota; Metazoa; Chordata; Amphibia; Anura; Ranidae.
UUGGGCCCGCCCUCCAAAUCAUGUGAUUCAGGUGUUCCAAUCCCCUCCAAAUCAUGUGAUUCAGGUGUUCCAAUCCCCUCCCAAUCAUGUGAUUCAGGUGUUCCAAUCCCCUCCAAAUCAUGUGAUUCAGGUGUUCCAAUCCCCUCCAUAUCAUGUGAUUCAGGUACUCCAAUCCCCUCCAUAUCAUGUGAUUCAGGUGUUCCAAUCCCCUCCCAAUCAUGUGUGAUUCAGGUGCUCCAAUCCCCUCCCAAUCAUGUGAUUCAGCUGCUCCAAUCCCCUCCAUAUCAUGCGAUUCAGGUGUUCCAAUUCCCCUCUAUAUCAUGGUGAUUCAGGUGUUCCAAUCCCCUCCAUAUCAUGUGAUUCAGGUGUUCCAAUCCCCUCCAUAUCAUGUGAUGCAGGUGUUCCAAUCCCCUCCAUAUCAUGUGAUUCAGGUGUUCCAAUCCCUCCAAAUCAU